Messenger RNA from Scomber japonicus (chub mackerel), 3618 nucleotides. RefSeq names its product RIMS binding protein 2b (gene rimbp2b). The coding region runs from base 1 to 3618 and encodes 1205 amino acids. Lineage: Eukaryota; Metazoa; Chordata; Actinopteri; Scombriformes; Scombridae. Gene Ontology annotation, biological process: neuromuscular synaptic transmission. The record is from RefSeq and is a predicted model, not a curated record. Gene Ontology annotation, molecular function: protein binding. The transcript is spliced from 20 exons.
AUGCGCGAGGCUGCGGAGCGGAGGCAGCAGCUAGAGUUGGAGCAUGAGCAGGCCUUGGCUGUACUCAAUGCAAAGCAGCAGGAGAUUGACCUUCUUCAGAAGGCUCAGGUUGAGGCUAAAAAGGAACAUGAAGGCGCUGUCCAUCUGUUAGAGGCCAAAGUGCGCGAGCUGGAGGAGAAAUGUCGGACUCAGAGUGAGCAGUUCAACCUCCUGUCAAAAGAGCUGGAGAAGUUCCGGCUCCAGGCUGGGAAGUUUGAUAUCCUCAGCACUGAACCCAUAACUUUAUGUGAAUCUCCCGGGUCGCCCAACAAAUCCCUAUCCCAGCUCCUCAAUGGACUGGCUGCCCCCAUAGGAAAAGGCAAUGAGGCUCCAACCAGCAGAUCUUUGAUAUCCGAGUUCAUUCGACCGCUCCAGAUCAGCUCAGACAAGCCCGAGCUCCUCUCUGUCAAGCCAACAUUCCUCACUCGCACUCGAGCCAGCAGCCCAGCACGGGCUUUCCUCUCUGAGAUGGACAAAGAGCUCCGCUCAACCACCAGAUCUAAACCGAGGUUCACAGGAAAGGUUCGUCUGUGCAUUGCUCGGUACAGUUACAAUCCUUAUGAUGGGCCCAAUGAGCAUCCUGAGGCAGAGCUCCCCCUUGUGGCAGGGAAAUACCUUUACGUUUACGGGACAAUGGAUGAGGAUGGCUUUUAUGAAGGAGAGCUGCUGGAUGGACAGCGGGGGCUUGUCCCCUCUAAUUUUGUGGAUUUUGUCCAAGAUGAGGAGACACCCUCCGUCCAACACAGGGACACAGUGGCUAAAGAACCUGGCUACCUCAACCACAGUAGCCUGGGGACUCAGAGACUGGGGGUCAGCACAGGAAUUGGGACAGGCAUAAGCAGCCUGCUGUCUGACAGUAAACUAGACUGUCUAAGCACCAGCAGCUUGGGCAUGGAUCUCCUGGGCUCCUCCAGCAACGGGACAGGAACUUUGGAUGUCAGCAUUGACGAGAUCGGUGAAGACAUUGUGCCUUAUCCCCGCCGCAUCAACCUGAUUAAACAACUGGCCAAGAGUGUGAUUAUUGGCUGGGAUCCUCCUGUGGUCCCACCGGGCUGGGGCUCCAUCAGUGGCUACAAUGUCUUGGUGGAUAAGGAGGUGCGCAUGAGUGUCCCCUACGGGGGCAGGACAAAGUCUCUUAUUGAGAAGCUCAAUCUAGCCACAAACACCUACCGGAUCUCGGUGCAGAGCAUCACAGACCGGGGCCCGUCAGACGAGCUCCGGUGCACUCUGCUCGUGGGAAAGGACGUGGUGGUGGCACCUUACUACCUGCGUGUGGACAGCAUUACGCAGGCCUCUGCUGAGCUCUCUUGGAUGCCCAGCAACAGCAACUACAGUCACACCAUCUUCCUCAACGGUGCGGAGUACGACAUGGUCAAGGCUGGGGGGUACAAGUACAAGUUCUUAAACCUGAAGCCCAUGACGGUUUACAAGGUGAAGGUUGUGGCGCAGCCGCAUCAGGUGCCUUGGCAGCUUCCAAUGGAUCAGAGGGAGAAAAGGGAAAUCUCUGUGGAGUUCUGCACUCAGCCUGCAGGGCCCCCUCUCCCUCCCCAGGAGGUGCAGGUCCAGUGUGGUCAGACGCCUGGGGUCCUGCAGGUCAGAUGGAAGCCACCGCCUCUGACGCCUGCAGGGACCUCCAACGGGGCCAGUGUGAUUGGCUAUGCCGUUUGCACAAAGGGACAAAAGAUAGCAGAGGUCUUGUACCCCACAGCAGACUAUGUGACGGUGGAGUUAAACAGGAUUCAGUGUCUGGAGGCCAGGGAAGUCAUUGUAAGGACGUUAUCAACACAAGGAGAGUCCCAGGACUCGCCUGUGGCCGUCAUCCCGCACAAUCUCCUGGGCUCUCCACGCCUCUCCCACCGAACCACAGCACCUCCCCACCCUAUGCCCCACCCAGCACCCAAGUCCAAACCGCUCGUAAGUGCCAGAGAGCCAGAAACCAAAGAGCACGAGGUGGGCCUGCGGCCAGGCAAGCCCUGGGAGCGCUCCCCCUCUCCGCUGCCUCCCAUGCGCGGACCCAACUUAGAGCCGCCGCACUUCCAGCCACGGCGAUCACCCUCUCCUCAGAGGAUCCUGCCGCAGCCUCAGGGAGUCCCCAUCACCAACACCAUCGCCAAGGCCAUGGCCAGGGAAGCUGCCCAGAGAGUGUUCGCCGAAGGCAACCGGGUUGAGAACAGGAACAUCUUCAGUGAGCGGGGUAGCACCCUGCAUCCACUCAACUCUGAUGAGGAGGAGGACGGCUACGACUCCCCUCAUGCCAGAAGGAGAGGAGCCUCGGUGGAUGAAUUCCUCAGGGGCUCAGAGCUGGGCAGACAGCACCAUCACCACCACUACAGCCACAGUGAGGAGUAUCACACGGAGAGCAGCCGGGGUUCAGACUUGUCCGACAUCAUGGAAGAGGACGAGGAAGAUCUCUACUCGGAGAUGCAACUGGAGGAGGGGCGCAGGCGCAGCAUCAACUCUCACAACACCCUAAAGAUCAUUGGGAACUCGCCAUCACAUGGAAGUGCCGAUCUUCUGGACCACUCGGGGAGGAGGCCGGUUCACAUCGGCACCCCCCCUCAGCGACGGCCCAUCCCAUCCAUUGAGAUCACCAUGGACAGUAACAGUGAGGGGAGUGAGGGGAACCUCUCACCCGUCAAGGAGGAUGUUUACUAUGGCAGUGUAGCUCGGCGAAGGAUAUGGCGAUCUAUCAGAGGCCUCCUCUAUGUUUCAGACGGCUAUGGCGGACGCAGGCACGGGCGGGGACGGCGUUCCCCGGAGUACUACGAGGAAUCGGAGCUGGAGGAGAUGACCCGUGUGUUUGUGGCUCUGUUUGACUAUGACCCCCUGUCCAUGUCUCCAAACCCUGAUGCUGCUGAUGAGGAGCUGCCUUUCAAGGAGGGCCAGAUCAUCAAGGUGUUCGGGCAUAAAGACACGGAUGGCUUCUACAGGGCAGAAGUCCGAGACCGAGUUGGCCUGAUCCCGUGUAACAUGGUCUCUGAGAUCCAAACAGAGGAUGACGAGAUGAUGGGCCAGCUCCUCAAACAGGGCUUCCUGCCACUCAACACUCCUGUGGAGAAGUUAGGUGAGACAUCGAACAGGCGGAGCGGUCGUCAACACCCGAUGUCAACGAGGAGGAUGGUGGCCUUGUAUGACUACGACCCCCGAGAGAGCUCCCCUAAUGUUGAUGUAGAGGCUGAACUGACUUUCUGUGCCGGUGACGUCAUCACUGUCUUUGGCGAAAUAGAUGAAGAUGGCUUUUACUAUGGCGAGCUCAAUGGACACAAAGGACUUGUUCCUUCCAAUUUUCUAGAAGAAGUGCCUGAUGAUGUAGAGGUUUUUCUCACUGACUCAACAUCUCGAUACCCCCAGGACACUCCAGCACGGAUAAAGACCAAAAGGGUUCCAUUGGAAAAAUCGGGUCCGCCCAGAAGAGCAGCCUCUCCCACAGUGCGUCCGCACAUCCCUGGCUCCGGCCCUGCCACCGUGGGGCCCGGCAGUCCCAUCAGGGCCCCACUGGACAUGUACUCCUCCAAAAAGAAAAAGGGACUGCUCUCCAAAGGGAAGAAACUUUUGCAAAGACUUGGAGCUGUAAAAUAA